Molecule: messenger RNA, 21498 nt
Organism: Symbiodinium necroappetens
Lineage: Eukaryota; Dinophyceae; Suessiales; Symbiodiniaceae
Source: the annotation of a GenBank genome assembly
AUGCUCUGUAUGGGUGGUGGCGGCAGUGGCAGUGAGGGUGGCCGUUACGAUCGGGAAGGCGAGGCGGGUGAUGGUGACGCCGACUCAGGUCAGUACUGGGAUGGAGAUGGCGACAAAGGUGACGAUGGCGAGGAGUAUGGGCACCAAGCACCCCAUGACCCGGGCCCGUCCUUCCACCACAGAGAGGAAAGCACAACAUCCACCGAGGCUACCACAAGCUCCACGUUGCCCCAAACAUCGGAGAAGAAAACCCUGCCCAGCACCUCUACAGCCAGCUCAGAGAGUUCAACUCACAAGAGUGCCCUGCGUCACACUCCCAGCCACCGAAUCGCCACAACCACGCCCCGGCCCGUCCCCGUCCGACAUGAGAACAGCUGGAAGUCACAUAAACACGCUGGAAGCACCGGCGGUGGCUCUUACGGCGGCCAAGUCGACUACGAAGUCUCCGAUCCUUGGUCUCCCUCCGAGUGGAGCUCGGACUUCGACUCGCAAAAGGAAGACAUGUUAGAGCUCCUGAAGUGGCAGCAAGUCAAGGCUUGCCCCGCGCAGGUCGUGAAUCGCGACAUUCCACAGGGACAGAAUGUGAGAAUCAUCCAAGAUGUGCCAACUGCAGGUCACUGCCAACGGAUGUGCACGGAAAGCGACUGUGAUGCUUCUGUUUGGGGCGCAGUCCGCGACGUCGAAGGCCUGUCGGACGUCUGCUUCCUGAAGAAAGUCUCUGGAGCUCCAGACAUGAUGGAGAAGCAGGGCGUCAUCGCCGCGUUGCCCUGCUGUCGACCUGGGCAGGAAGGACAAAGCUGUCCGACGCACAUGCUGCAGACCGAUGCCGUGACAGAGAAUGCAUUCGCUCCCAUGGAAGGCAUCACAUCGGCCAAUGCGUGCCAGGAGAAGUGCGCAAACACCCAGGGUUGUGCUGUCUUCUCGUGGGGCGCCGCGCGGAAUGUGCCUGGGCUCUCAGAUGUAUGCUUCAUGAAGAAGCUGAACCCGAACGAGGAAAUCAAGUUGGUCAGCAAGAAGGAGACGAUCGCAGGCCUUCCCUGUGGCUGCCGAACACCUGCAAGCCAAGCCUUGUGGCCCCCAGACGAGGCGCACAUCUUCCGGAUGUCAAAGCCUCCGAGUCCCAGCCCAGCCAGUCCUGGGAGCUGCUUCUGCACAGCUCUGAUGCGAGCGUACUCUUACGAAAUGGGCUUGAUGACCCAGCAGUACAAUCAGAAGUUGGGAAUUUUCGCGUGCACGGGCUUUGCUGUCUACAGCAACCAAGAGAUGGUCCUUACGGAAGGACUGGUUACAAAAAAGGUCUACACAUCGCAGAUGUGCGAGACCGGCGGGGAGUUCAAGACGGCGCUGAACCUGAGGAUUUUCGCUGCCUAUUGGAAGCAACUCUUCGUGGAUGGGGAUUUUCUCAACUACAACUAUGUCAUCAAGGCAGAUGCCGACACCGUCUUUCUCUUCAAUCGGCUUCAGCCCCUGCUUGCCAAGUACGACGACAGAGCUUCCGGUUAUGAUGGCAAGGGGGUUUACUUCAACAACUGCAAGUACGGGAUGCACGGUCCGCUCGAGGUUUUCUCUCAAAAUGCGGUUCUUGCUCUUUGGGGCCUGUUUGAGACCUGCUACUACUACUUCCUUGAUUUGUGCAGUGGCGAUUGCAAUUGGGGAGAAGAUCUUUGGUGCGAUCAGUGCCUCAAGAGGAAGGCAAACAGAACCAUCGACCGGGUGAACCUCUAUGACCUUCUUCAAGAGCGCCACUGCGAUCCACCGAAAGAUUGGGACUCUUGCACAGCGUGGGGCUUUCUAAAAGGAAGGCAUGGCCUUUUCUGGGCCGGUUCCUCUACGCCGGUCUCCGGCCUGUGCUGCACGGAAUCCUUGCCCUCGGCGUUGGACCUCCUCAGCCUGGAACCUCCGCUGCUCUCGAGGGCAUCCUGCCGACUAGGCUUCCCGGCCUCGCCUUUUGGUCUGGCGCGGCUCGGAGCCUUCUCGUCGGCCUCGGACUUUGUGCAUGCAGGGCCACUGCUGGUGCUGCGGGCCUUCGGCCAUCUUGAUUUUCUACUGCCGGCCUACGGCAUGUCAGUAUCCCAGACCAUCCCAGGGAGUCCCGUGUGCCUGGAGCUGCCUCCAUUGGUCUACGGCAUCGCCCGCUCAGGCGUGGCGCUACCCGUGUUCGGGUUCUCGCAGUCGGGCCCGUUCCUGCCAGUCCUCGACCUCGUCCACUUGGGGCAGCUGCUGCCGCUUUUGCGAUCGCCUGGCUGCUCCGAUCCGUUGCUCUUCGCCUAUGGCUUGUCCAAGCUUGGGCUGCUAUUGCUUGUUAUCGACUCUUUGUCUGUGGGCUUGCUGUUGCUUCUCCGAAGCUUCAUGCAGCUCGGCCUCACCUCGCCGGUGUUCGGCAUGUCAAAGCCUGGCUUCAGCACAACGGCCUUGGACUUCACCCACCUGGCCUUCACGCCUCCGCUUCGAGGCCUUGCUUGCUUGGGCUUUGCGCUUUUAGCCUAUGGCCUGGCCUGGUCGGGGCUCUCGCCGUCUGUGCUAGAUUACAUCAGCACCGCUUCCUCGUCGUUCUUGCAGACGCCUGCACAUUCAGGCUUGCCAGUGUUUGCUUGGGGCACCGCCUGCUUGGAGUCCUCAAUCUUAGCCUCAGACCCCGCCAACAUGGGUUUGUCUCCGGUGCCACAUGGCCUUGCAUGUUUGGGGUCAUUCUCAGCAGUCUGUGGAUUCACAUGUCUGGAGCCUUUGCUCCUGGUGUCGGAUUUCAUGGCACUCGGCCUGCCGCCCCCUCUCCAUGGUCUUAUGUGGCUUGAAUCCUCCGUGCCGUCAUAUGGGGUCAGUCGCACAGAGCUCUCUCUUCUGACACCUGACUCGGUCACCCUCGGCAGCUCGUUUUCCUUGAGGUCCUCUGCAUGCGCGGGAACGUCGCUCACAACUUCCGGCCUGCUGCGACUGGGGCCACCUCUCUCGGCCCUGGACUCCGCGCAGACGGGCUCCCCGCUUCCCGCGCGUACCUUCGUCUGUUUUGGCUUUCUCAUGCCUGUGUCUGGAGUAAGCAGGAUCGAAGACUUUCUGUCAGUGUUGGAUUACGUGUGCCUCAGCCUUUCGCCUCCACCUCGAAGCUGCGCACGCCUCGGUUUCCUGCCUCUGCCUUUCAGCGUGGCCUGGUUGGGCCUUUUGAUGUUUGUCUUGGAUCCCAUCCAGAUGGACUUCCUGUUGCCUUUGCGAACACUUGCGUGUUCAGGCCUUAGCAUGCCGGUCUUCGGCUUGAGCCGUCCGGAAAGCUUCGUGUCCAUCCCGGAUUAUGUGAGCAUCGGGUCACCAACGCCGCUCAGGAACUUUCUUCAUAUGGAGGUCUUGCUGUUUCCAUACGGGCUUUCGCAGCUUGGUCUGUCCCUUCCUGCACUGGACUCCGUACAUCCCGGACUUAUGGUAGUUCUGAAGACACCUCUUCGUCCCGGCUUCUUUUCAUCUCUGUACGGCUUGUCCUGCCCGGGGCUCUCCCUGCUACCGCCUGACUUCUCAAGCCUUGAGCCCAUGCCUCUGGCACGAAGCCUUUUGCAGCUGGGCCUUUCGACCUCAGUCUUUGGCAUGAGCCGCCUCGGAGCAAUGCCUCCUGCUCCGGAUUCCAUUGCUGUGGGUUCGGUGCCUUUCUUGCGAAGCUGCGUCCGACCCGAUCCCUUGAUGCCCGUUUACGGACUGGCAUGGCUAGGCUUUUUCAUUUUGGCCCCAGACCCUGCAAGCACCGGCUCCUCUUCGCUCUUGCGCAGCUUCUUUCGGGUUGACCUGAUGAUGCCUGCAUAUGGCCUAGCAACCUUGGAAGCCUCGUUUCUGAUUCUGGAUCCCGUGUCUACCGAUCCGUCGCUUUUGCUGCAAGCAUCCCUCCAACUUGGCUUCUCUGCACCCGUCUACGGCUUCUCGGCAUCGGGACCUUCUCUGUCAGUGCCCGACUUCCUCAGCCUCGAUGCGCCCUUGUCCCCGAGGUCUCUCUGCUGCCCUGGCCUCAGCCCGCUAGUCUCCGGUGUCAACUAUCCAGGCCUGUUGAUGCCCGCGUCGGACUCCGUGCACGUCGGCUCACCCACGGCCCUUCAUAGCUCCAUGCACUUGGGGCUCUUGACACUGGUCUAUGGCGUGGCUUCCUUUGGUUUCUCCAAAUCGGACUCCUUUCUGCCUGCCCUUGACUUUGUGCAUUUUGGCUUGCUAUUGCUUUUGAGGCUAGGUCUGUCGAUCUCCGCCUUGGAUCAUGGAUCCAUUGGCCCUGUGACGUCCUCGAGGGUUUCGGUGCCUACUUACGGCAUGACGAGAUUGGGGCUUCCCCCUUCAGUUCCGGAUUUGGUACACCUCGGGCCCUCACUGGCCGUGCACACGCUCGCCCGGCUUGGCCUCAGCCCACCGCUCUUUGGCUUGGCGUGUCCGGGAAUCUUAACGUUUGUGAUUGAUUUCGUGCAAACGGAGUCAUGUCCAUCUUCGCGUGGCUUUGCCCGAUUGGAUUCUGCACCUUUAGUCUAUGGCUUGACGUACUCAGGUUUGCUGCUGCCUGUGCCAGACUCGCUGCAGAUCGAGUUGUUGAUGCCACCGCAGAGCCCUGCUCGGUGUGAGCCCCCGAUCUUGGCAUACGGAACCAUGCGGCCCGACUUCUUUUCGUCACCCUUGGACUCUGCAUCUCUGGACGUGUCCGUGCUGCCACGAGGGUCCAUGCGUCCCGAGCCAGUAACGCUUCUUUUUGGCAUGUCCUGCUCAGAGCUUUUGAUGCUUACUUCAGACUUUGUAACGAUUGGCUUGAUGUCGCUGUUGCGAAACUUUGUUCAAGCUGGCCUUGCACUUUUGGUCGUGCUCGUUGCGCGCUUCGGUCCUUUCAUGUUGAUCUUUGAUGACAUGGCUCCUGGGCCAUCAUCUUCUUUGCGGCAGCUUGGCCGAGCAGGCUUCGUUCUGUUUGUCAUUUACAGAUCCCGCUUCGGCUUCGUCUUUCUUCUCUUUGAUGCAGCGCACGCCGAGCUCGUCUCGUCUGCUCGAUCUCUUGCCGAGCUUGGUUUCUCCUUCCCAGUCUGGGGAAUCAAUCGAAUGGACAGCCCCGUGCUGUCGUUCGACUUCUUGCAUUCGGGCCCGACACUCUUCCUGAGGAACAUGGCCCGCUGUGAAGUGCCGAUGCUGGUCUCCAGUCUUGGAAAGUUCGAAGUGUUGUCGUUGGUGGCCGACUUCUUGCAUCCAGGGUCGCUAAUGAUGGUUCGGGCUUCCGCCUGGCUUGAGUUCAUGUCUUCAGCAUCUGGAAUCACACGAGCAGGCUCCUUGUUUUCCCUUUGUGAUUGUGCUGACAUGGGCUUCCUGCCAUCUACACAGUCAGUGACAGUUCUUGGAAGUAUGCUAUUUGCGUUGGGCUUGUCGAAGCUCGGAUCGUCACCUCUUGCGCUAGACAUGGCCUCCCCGGACUCGUCUUUACUCACCCGCGGUGCUGCCCGUAUCGGCUUGCUUUCGCCACCACCCAGGAGAAUUAACCUGGAUAUGUCCAUGUUCGUGGUCGACUGGACAUUCCCCGGAGCCACGAUGCUUGCGCAAAGCCCGGCGCGUGUGGGCAGUGCCGUGCCUCUUUGCAGCUGCGGCCGUUUUGAUCCCCCGUCGUUGGCCACGGACCUCGUGAAACUGGGGCCUUCUGUUUCUGUAAAGAGCAAUGCCCCGCCGGGAGCCGCGAUCAUUGCUUUCGGCACAACUCGGCUGGGGCCCCCACUUGCUGCUUCUGACUAUGCCCGCCAUGGAUUGCUUCUGACUGUGCGGAGCUUGGUGUGCAUGGGACUGGCACUUUUGCCGUCCAGUUUGUCUCGAGUCGGUGUCUUCUUGCCGGCGUCUGACUUUGCCCAUGCUGGUGUUUUGCUGGUAGCCCGGUCUUCUUCUGAACUUGAUAGCCUCUUGCCGAUGUUCGGCAUUGUCAGGAUGGAGCUGUCGACAUUUUCAUCUGAUAGUCACUACUUUGGCUUGUCCUUGCCGAUGAGAUCUCGCGUUUGGUUGGAUUCCCUCCUGCUGGUCUACGGCUUGGCUUGCCUUGGCGCGUUGCCACCAGUACCAGACUUUAUCCAGACGGGCCUGUCACCUUUGCCAAGGCUCGAGCCGACACCCUUCGCCUUCGGCAAAGCUCGCUCUGAGCUUCUGGCGCCGGCUCUGGACUGUGUGAAUAUGGGCUCUGCUUCGUCCUCGCGUGCUCACACCUGGGCAGGGCUGAUGUUGCUCGCUUUUGGCGCAACGCGUCCAGAGAUUUUAACGGCCGUCCCUGACUCCGUGAAGCUGGAGCUUUCACCUCCAGCGCAGGGCAUUGCAGCGUCGGAGCUGAUGAUUUCACUCUCUGGGCAGCUCCGUUUGGGGCCUUCAACUCUCAUUCUAGAUGUCGCCCAGGUGGCCCCUUCCCCGUUGCUGAGGAGCAGAGCAUGGUUGGGAGCCACACCUCUUGCCUGUGGCUUUGCCAGGGUUGGCAGCUGCUUACCCUUGGUGGACACCUCUAGCCUGGACUCGAUGCUCUUACCGAAGAGCUUUGGCAGGCUUGGCCUCAUGCUGUCAGUUCUUACAGCUGCAAGGUGCAGUUCUGUCGCCAACGGACAGAUUGAGAUUUGGCUUGGUUUGGCCUAUGCUGGGAUGGCUAUGUCGGCUUUUGGCAUGGUGUGCAUGGGAGCCUUGACUUCCCUCUUUGACACUGCAAGGCCCUUCGCCUUUGCUGAGGGGCUGCGGCAGCUUGCCGGUGUCCGCACCGGAUUUCUUGCACCUGGGCCUUUUGCCUUCGAUCCGAAGCUUUGGAUGAUUGGGAACUCCUUUGCUGGCCAUGGGCUUGGCUUGAUCGGGCCUGCCGCCUCCAGAAGGCUCGAUGUUUUCCUGGCAGUCCUGGACCUUGCUUAUCUCGAUAGUUCAUCGACGGUGCGGAGUCCUGUUCGGAUGGAGCCGGCCAUGUUUGCUCUGGACUUCCUGGAGCCUGGCAGCUCGCUGCCUUUGCGCUCCCUCGCCAAGAUGGGUGUGGCUUCUCUUGCGUCCAGCUUGUGUCGCAUGGGCUUCUUCAUCUUUCUGUUGGACAUGGUCACUCCAGAACCUUCUUUGCCCACGAGGCGCCGCUACUUUGGUCUUGGGGGCCGUGAGGCCUGCUCCUGUUACUACAAAGUUCUGCUCGGCCCGAACUGCCUCAGCAUGCUGGUGCCUGACGCUGCUCUCUCAGAGUCCAUGCCUUUUGUGCGGAGCCCUUCGUGCUCAGAAUUCUCAGCUUCCACUCCGGAUUCUCUGCAAUCGGAGUUUGCAUUGCCUGUUCGAAGCUUUAGCAAGCUCGGCUCCAUGGUGUUGGUGCCAGACUUCCUAACACCGGGCUCGCCCACCUUGGUUCGUGGCCUUACCAGCUCUGAGCUCACUUCCUCACUUCGCAGCUUCGCACGGGCAGAGUUGGAAUUCCCCUUCUUUGGCCUAGUCCGUCCCGAAGCCUCUCCGUUAGCUUCUGACUUCGUGGGCUUGGGGUCCUUUCCGUCACCUCAGAGCCUCGCUAGAUCAGAGCCCGCGGCGCCAGCCUUGGACUCUUUGUCUCUGGGAUUUCCGUCGUCUCUGCGGUCAUCUGCCAGUCCUGGCUUGGCUUCCUCUGUUUUCGGGGGCUCCAGGUUAGGGCUUCCACCCUUGAUCCCUGAUUUCGCGAGCUUAGAGCCGACCUUGUCGAUGCAAAGUUUGGGUCGUUUGGGAUCGACGCCUUCGGCCUUUGGAGUGGGAAACCCCGGCUUCUUCACGCCCGUUUCGGAUGAGACCGCGUUGGAAGCGCUCUUGCCUGCCCGAAGCUUCGCAUGCCCGGGAACCGCCUUUCCGCUGUAUGGCAGGGCAUGCUUUGGAGCCUUGAUGCUUGUCCUUGACUCACUACAUCCCGGCUUUGGCGUGUCAGUGAGAAGCUCAGCUCGCUCAAGCUUCCCGGCUUCAAUCCUGGACCAUCUGCACAUCGAAGCCCUUCCUUCUUUGAAAUCCAUGGGUCGGCCAGGGUUGGCUUUGUUGGCUUCUGGAAAAACCAGCCUGGGCCUAGCUUCCUUCAUACUGGACACCGCCACUCUCGGCUUGCCCCCAGCUCUGCGCAGCUUUGCCAGAUCGGGCGCGGCUUCGUUCUUACCAGACCUUUUUCAGGUUGGCUUCUCAGCGUUUCUUCAUUGCUCUACACAAACGGGCUUCCCAUUCCCCAUAGCUUCGUGGUCACGAUUAGACCUCACCACGCUGGCGUCAGAUCCUACGCAGCUUGGCUUUUUUCUACCACUGCGCGGCUUCUCGCAUGUUGACCUCUUCCUAGCUGCAUGCGGGCAUGCUCGGCCAGGCCCUUCCGCGCCUUUGUCGGAGCAUGUUCAACUCGAGGUGUCUCCGUCUCUGAGGAGCUUCUGUCACACUGGCCCCAGGCUCUUGCUCCUUGACUGCGCUGUCAUCGGAUCGCUGAUGCUGUUGCAAGCCAUGUGCUACUUGGGCUUCGCGUUUCUUGUCUUCGGGCACAUGCAGUCAGGAAGCAUUGUGCUUCUUUUUGACAUGGCAGGUUUGGGAUCCACGAUGCUGGCCAAGAGUUUCAGCUGUCUGGGUUCCAAGUCUCCUGUCUUCGGACUGGCUCGAUCCGAGCUCACACCAUCUGCAGUCGACUCUGUUCACCUUGGCCCAACGCCCUUUAUGAGGAACUAUGCUCACCUCGGGGUACCUCCGCUUGCUUCCGACCUCCUUCAGAUAGAGCUGCCCAUGUCUUUGCACAGUAGGGCAUGCUUCGGCCCUGUCUUGUUCGUGUCUGGGGUGAUGCGCCUUGGAUCGACGUUGCCAAGUCCCGACUACGUGCACCCCGGCUCCUUCAUGUCGAUCAGGAGUUUCUCGAGACCGGGACUGGUGUUUUCGGCUCUUGAUCUCGCAAAGCUCGGCAGUCCGCCUUUGCCUCGGAGCUCUGCCAGAACGGGAAGCAUGAUGCUGUCGUUCAGUGCUGUUCGAAUGGAUGCGAGCACGCUGGUUUCGGACCCUCUCCACUCAGGCAGCCCGACCUCCUCACGAAGUGUGGCGCAGUUUGGUAGCUCAACAUCACCUUUCGGGAAGUUGCGGCUGGGCUCGUCUCUCUUGAGUUUGGACUUUGCAGAUCUCGGUUUACUGCUGCCUUCAAGAAGCCAUGGAUGCUUGGGCUCAAUGUUUCUGACUUCCGGCAAGAUGCGGCUCGGCCCUACGAUGCCAUCGCCGGACAUGAGCGAGACGGGCAGUCUGAUGUUCACCCGAGGUGCUGCCUUCCCAGAUCCGACACCGUCCUGCCUUGGCCUUGCGCGCUUUGGUCCUGUCACGUCGGCGUCGGACUUUCUUCGCUCAGGCUCGACUCCCUCGCCCCGAGGCGAAGCACAGCCGGGCCUUAUCUUUCCAGUCUUCCAAGCAUCACGACCGGAGCUCUCGCUCCCCACGCUGGAUAGGGUCCUCUCCGGUCCAACCGUAAGCUUGCGGUCCUCUGGAAGGCUGGGCUCGAUCCUUCUGGCGAUCAGCCGCGCAAGUCUUGAUUUUUCACUUGCGGCUUUGGACUCCGGCUCUUUCGGCUUUUCUCCGCUUGCACAGGGCUCCGCUUGCUCGGGGCUUCCCUUCUUGGUCUUUGGAGCCGCAAGGACGGAGCUGGCGUUCUUCACCUUGGAUUCCCCCGAGUUCGGGCCGCUGCUGCCCAUACGGUCCCGUGCCCGGUCGGGCUUGCCCUUUUCAACCUUUGGCCUCAGCAACUGUGGCUCGCUGAUGUUUCUGCUUGAUCUUGCGGCCAUGGGCUCCUCGAUGCUCGCUAGGUCUCUUGUGGGCUUAGAUAGCACUCCGGCUCUUUUUGGAAGGACUUGCUCCGGAGUCUCGAUGCCAGCCUUGGAUUCCCUUCACCUUGGCUCCGCCUGCCCUGCACGGAGCCAUUCGAGAUCCGGCCCCCGCCCAUUCAUCUGGGGUGUUGCAGAAUCUGGCGCGUCUUCGUCGGCACUGGAUCUGGCAAACACGGACUCCUCCCUGCCAGUGCGAAGCACGGCUUGCCCAGAGCUGUUCGCUUUCGUAAUCCAGCACAGCUCAUUUGACUCAACACCCUCUGCUUUUGAUGUGUCCGAACCAGGAUCCUUGCUGCUAGCCCGCAGCAUUGCAUGCCUGGACUCCCAUCCCUUUGCUUUUGGCACAGUCUGCCUUGAACUGACCCUACCUGUCUUCGCAUGUAUGGCGCUCGGAUCACUGCUGUCGCUGCGUGGCAGGGGGAGGCCUGGUGCUAUGCUGUUUGUGUCUGGAGAAAGUCGACUGGACCUUUCCUUGUCAGUUUAUGAACUCUCCAAUUCGGAUGCGUUUUUGUCGCUUCAGUCCUUCCAGAGGCUUGGCCCUACUCCUCUGCUCUUUGGCAGGGCUCUUGCUGACUCCUCCUCGCUCGUCUUGGACUCGGCUUACUUCGGAGCAAUUCCGCUUCCCAGGGAGUUUGGUCGACCCGGCCCACCCACGGCAACAUUCCAAUACUGCCGCUGUGGUCAAGGCGGACUUUCCGUCCUGGACUUCUUGCGGCCCGGGCCCAUCCUGCCCUUGCGAAGCUGCGCAUGCACGGAGAGCACGAUGCCCUUCUUUGGUCAGGUCUGCACGGAUUUGCCGGCUCUUGUGCCCGAUCAUUCAGGUAUGGAGUCGAUACCACCUGCCAGGGGCCGCGCAUGGCUGGGCUUCACGCUGCCAGCCUCCCACCUGGCCCGAACGGACCCGUUGAUGUCUGUUGCCGACUUCUUGAAUCUUGGAUUGCCAAUGCUGUUGAGGUCCCUCGCAUGCCUCGGCUUCGAAACUUCACCGAUCAGUCGUGGGCACUCGGGUGCUUCGCCAUCGGUCUUUGACAUGUCCGAGCCUGGUUUGCCCCUUUUGCUUCGUAGCCGCUUGCGCACGGGUACAGUGUUGUCGGCUUCCAGCUUGACACGGCCGGGUCCUCUUCCACCAGCCUUCGAUCGCGCAGCCCUGGGAUCUUUUCCGCUGUCGCAGGCCUCCGCUGGGCUUGGCUCCACACCCUCCCCCUUCUCUCUCGCAAGCUUAGAGACGCUGCUGCUGGCACUGGGUCUGCUUGAGACAGGGCCUUUAGCGCCUUCACGCAGCAUGGCAUGGCCAGGAUCAUGCUCGUCCGUGUUUUCCUACAGCGGUUUGGAGAGUUUUCUGUCUGUUCCAGACUUCGUACAUCUUGGCACAGUGUUGCCAGUGCAAUCCUUCAGCUGCCCAGGAGUGUCACUGCCAGCAUCGGAUGUGGCCAUCCCCGGCUUGCCGUUGUUGUUGCGGUCGAAGUCCCGACUGGGCUUGGCUUUCCCCACUUUCAGCUGCUCCAAGAUGGGAUUGUCUACGCCCACUAUGGACUUGACUCACCUCGGUUCAAUCUUUUCCGUGCGCAGUGUAGCACAAUUCGGCUUGUGCUCCUCGCCCUUUGGAUGUGCUUGUCCAGAAGCCAACAUGGCCGUGCAAAGCUUUGCCCGCACGGGCUUAGCUCCUUUGGCUUGCGGCCACGUCCGCUUGGGUUUCUUGCCCUCUGCAUCGGACUUUGUGGGCUUGGGUUCAGCAGCCCUGGCACGGAGCCUCGUCUGUCCCGAUCCAGCUGCGCCACUGAUGGACCCCCUUUCACUCGGAUUGUCGCCCUCCGUGCGCAGCAUUGGUCGUCUCGGGGCAAGUUUGUUCGUGACGGAUGUCUCCAGAUCCGAGUCUCUUCUGCUUGCGUCUGACCUUCUGCACAUGGGACCCUCUUGCUCAUUACAAAGCUUUUCCUGGGCCAGCAGCCGCCUUCCAGUUUUUGGCUUGCUUCGCUUCGCUUCCUUCACGCCCGUUUCGGACUUCUUGCAGCCAGGCUUCAGUAUGCUGUUGCGUAACCUUGCACGACCGACAUUGUCCUUCUCGGCAUUUGGCCUGGUGAACAUGGGCUUCUCGCUGUCGGUCACUGACAGUGUGCACCCCGGCCUGCCGCCUUUGCUCCAAUCUCCUAGCCGCCCAAGCCCGCCCUUGCCAACCUUCGCCGCCACGCGCUUGGGCUUUCCGACGCCACUCAGAGCUGUCGCUCAAUCUGGCCUGCCGGUGCCGUGCUUCAGCUGCGCUCGUUCUGGCCCAGUGCUGCCGUCUUUGGAUCUCCUCACAAUGGGCUUCCUUCUGUCCUCGCGAUCCACUGCGUGCCCGGGCUUUGCCUUCUUGUGUGAAGGUGCCUGGCGCCCGGAUGCAUCCACUUUUGUGUCAGACUCUGCAUACUUGGGCUCGCCGCCGUUUGCAAGACACGUGGCUUGCUCAGCCUUUUCGUCAGCUGUGUUCGGUCUCAGUCGUUCUGGCUCCAUUCCGCCCGUUCUCGACCCCCUCCGACUAGAUUUUGCAUCAUCCUCGCAUUCAUUGUCACGGUUUGGCCUGAGUCUCUUUGUGUAUAGCAACGUGAACUCUGGCUCGUCGUCGCUGGUGUCAGACCUUCUCCAUCCCGGAACGGUAAUACUGGUGCGCGGCCACGUCUGCUCAGAGUUUUUCGUUUCUACUUUGGAUGCCGGGCACAUUGGACCCUCGCCAGCGUUGCAAAGCCAUUCCUGUGCGGACGCCUCGACUGUGGCCGGAUCCUACGUCCGCCCUGGUGCUUCCCUCACGGCAUCGGACUCCGCAGUCAUGGGCCUUUUGGUUUCGCUGAGGAGCCUCUCGCGCUUGGAUGCGGCUACCUUUGUCCUGGACAGCUCCCACCCCGAUCCGACUCUGUUUUCGAGAAGUUUUCAGCAUCCUGGAAGUGGAUCCUCGGUCUUUGGGAGCCUCCGCCCUGGAUCAACACCGCUUGUGAUGGACACGGUGCGCUUGGGAUCCUCGCCGCUAGCCAAGAGCCCUGUGAGGAUGGAGACGCCGGUGUUUCCACUGGAUCGCCAACUUCCGGGACCGCAGAUGUCUGGCGCAAGUCUGUCUGCACUGGACGUGGUUGAGUUUGGAUUGCUGCCGUCAGUGCGUGGCUUUACAUGCUCGAACCCGGCUGGCUCCCUUCCUUUCGGCCAUCGGCAGGGCGAGCUCUGGCUUCUCGCUGCCCGCCCUGGCUUUGCGCCCUCCACCCUGGAGAUGGCUCGAUCGGAGUCUCCGCUGUUGGGUUCGACAACCCUUGUCCUGGAUUCCCAGCACUUCGGAGCCCCGCUGUCGGCGCGUCAGAUGCUGCGUCCGGGUCCAACGUCGUCGAUCGCUAGGGUCCUAGAAUGCGAUGCAUCCUUGCCCAUCUUGGACUUCACGGAACUCGAACUUCCAUCGCCAGCACGCGAGUCUGCAUGCUCUUCCUCAACCUCACCAGUGCUGGGCUGUGCAAGGCUGGGGGCACUGCCUCCUGUGGCGGAUGCUGCCGAAUUUGGUUCUGUACUGUUUCCCCGGACCUUCUCGCGCUCAGCAGCCACAUCGCUCGUUGCAGAUCGUGCAAAUCCGGCGCUGCUUUUGCUUGCCUUGGACUCCGUGUUUUCAGGCUUUCCGCUGCUCACGAGAAGCCAUGUGCGUCAUGGCUUGGCCCUGUCGGUGCUGGACUUUUUGCAUCUGGAUUUGGUGCUACUGCUGCAAGGACUCACUUGCGUGGGAUCGGCACUUCUCGUCUCUGGAAAAGUGACCGCGGACUCGCUGCUUUCUGUGCUGGACUCUCUGCGCCCUGGAAGCACGGCAUCGCUCCGCAGCGCUGCGCGCCCUGAUUUCGUGAUUUUGAUUCUCGACUCUGUGCACCUCGGCUCGCUGUUACUGCCUCGCUCGUCCGCAUGUCUGGGAGUACUGGUGUCUGCUGAGGGCAUGGUGUGUUGUGACAGCACGCCACCGGCUCUGGAUCCCCUCAGACCAGAGCUCUCCUUGCUUCUGCGACAGCUUGCCCAUCUUGACGAAACCUUCAGUGCUGAAGGGCUAGCGCGCUUUGGUAGCUUCAUGCUAGCCUCGGACUUCGGUGAGCUGGACUUCUCUGUGUUGCCAAGGCAGUACGCUUGCUUGGCCCUGACCUUGCUUAUCUUUGGGCAAGCCCGUUCAGAGCUCCCUCUGCCGGCGCCAGAGGUCACCGAGUUGGGGCCUCUGCCGUUGCUGCGAGCAUUCCUUCGCUUUGGACUAGGGCCGCCGGUCUUGGGAGGUCUCCGACCAGGGUUUCCACCUCUGGCUCCGGAUUUCGUGAGCUUGGGAAGCAUCCUUUUGCUCCGGAGCCUCUCUUGUUUGGAGGUCGCUCUACUUGUUUCGGACUUCUGCCAAGCUGGAUCUUUCUUGCCUUUGCAGCAUCUUGGGCAUCUGGGCGCGUUGCUCUCACUCUCCGGAAAAACCAGAUUCGGCUUCUCAGCUUCUGCAUUGGACCUCCUGCACUCGGGGUCCUCUGUGUCUUCGCAGAGUGUCUCGUGCGCAGCAGCGUCGCCACUCUUGCCGGGAGGUUCUCGCUUUGGACCACCCCUUCCAGUGUCGGACCUCCUGCACCCCGGCUUGCCGCCAUCUUCGCGAAGCUUCGGUCGCUUGGCUUCUGGGUCCCCUGUGUUCGGUUGUUCUCAGCCUGACGUUUCUCCAGCGGCACUUGACCCCCUUCACCUCGGGGCAGCGCUGCCUGUUCAAGGCUUUUGCCGCGCAGACUUUACUUCGUUCGUUGCUGGAUUGGCUCACGCGGCCCCGGCGCCGUCGACGCGAAGCCUCGUUCGACUUGGCCUUUCCCUGCCUCUGCUGGACCGCAUUGGCUUCGGUCCAUCCGUGUUUACGCGGCACUUCACUUGCUUGGACCUUGCCUUUUUGGCCGCAGGCAGUAGCCGCUCCGGCCCAUUGCUGCUACCAUCGGAACACGCGCUCUUAGAUUCGCUGACGUUUGUUCGAAGCCAUGUGCGCUCAGGACCCACCGUACCGGCCGUGGAAUCUUGUCGUGCAGGAGUGUUUCUGUCAAUGCGAAGCUUGUUGCGGUCCGAGCUGUUUACGCCUGUCUUCAAGUCGGCCCGGUUCGGGCUCCCGAUGUCACCGGUGGACUUUUUGCACCCGGGUGCUUCUCCCUCAGCACGUGCUGCGAUGCGCCCUGGAUCAUCCUUUCCGGUCAUGUCCAGUAGUCGACUCGGAAUCUCACCUCCCUCGCCUGACUAUGCAUGCCUGGGCCCCUUGAUGCUGUUGCGAUCUCAUGCGUGUCUGGAUGUCUUCUCUCCUGUGCUGUCCGAGUGCUGUUUGGGAGUGCCUCUGCCUCUGCGCACUCCUGCAUGCUUGGAUGUUGCGAUGUUAACCUUCCGGAUUUCUCGGUCAGAAACUUCCGUCUUUGUGCUGGAUGUGUCCAGCUCAGGUGCACACGGGUCUGCCUACGUCUUCGCGGAGUCCUUCGCGAUUAGGGGUGGCAUUGGCUUGCUUCUGUUUGCAACGGACUCCUUGCAUCCCGGACCCGGGCCACUGAUGCGGAGCCCUGCGCAGCUUGGCUGGAUUGUGCUGGCCUUGGAUUUCCUGAACCUAGAAAGCUUUAUGCCCCUGCGAUCCUAUAACUGCCUGGACAGCACCUCGUCAACUUUCGACUACCUGCAGACAGGGCUCCCGCUCCUUUCACGGAAGCUUGCUUGUGUCGGCCUGGCAGUGUUCUCGUCUGGAUGGUCCUGGCUUGAGCUCUUGUUGGCAAUGAUGGAUCCUGCAUGCCUGGGACUUGCGGCAGCAGCGCGAUCUCUUGUGCGGCCAGGCUUGGCCCUUUCAGUUCUGGAUCUCUUGCACCCUGGCUUUCUGUCACCGUUGCAUUCCCUGGCACGCGCUGACUCUGUGUUGUCCGUGCCGACAAGGGGGCUUCUUGGCUCGUCCAUGUUGGCGACGGACUUUGCUGUCCUGGGGUUGUCAUCUUCGAUCCGUACCACGGCUUGCUUCGGCCCUGCUGCGCCUCCUUUGGGUGAGUCGCGAUCCGGCUCGCUCCUUCUAGCAAUGGACCAUGUCAGGCUGGGUCCACUGUCAGCUUUGCGAAGCCCUGGUUACUCGGGGCUAUCCAUGACAGCUUCGGACCACACAAGGUCAGACUUCGCGCCUUCGUUACAAAGUGUAGGGCAGCCCGAGCUUGCUUUGCCGGUGUUGGACUCCUUGCACCCCGGUUUGUUCGCAUCACUUCGUUCCCCUUCUCGCACAGAGCUGACCCUGCCAGCAAUGGGCCGUACCAGGACAAGCGCUUCCUCACCCGUCUUGGACUUUACGAACUCAGAGCUCUCGGUUUUCUUACACUCUGUCGCCUGCCUUGACUCUGUGUUGCCGGCGCCGGACCUGGUGGAAUUGGAAGUGUUUUUGCCUUUACAGCAGCCUGCCUGCCUGGAGCCCAUGCUGUUCGUUUCAGGCUUGUCCCGAUCAGGCUUCGUGUUCACUCUCCCUGCAGCUCUCCUUCUUCCCGCAGCUAUGGUUGCUUGGGCCCAGCCGUCCCUGUCCCAGACUCCCUUCACCCGGGCUCACCACUCCGGUUUGAUGCUCUCGGUUUCGGACUAUGUCACACUGGGCUCAGCUCCUCCUUUGCGGAGCUCCUUGCAGCUUGACUUCUUGCUCUCUGUGACGGAUCGCGAGACUUUGGAGUCCCCUUUGUCCUUGAAGAGCCACUGCUGCCCAGAGCUUACAUUGCCGGCUUCGGGCCUGAACCGGACGGGCCCUGUUUUCUUCCUGCCUGUCAUCCAAGCAGCUUGCCUAGACUUCGCGCUUCCACUACGAUCCUCCGCAAAGUCGGAAGUUACAUCCUCGGCCCCGGACUUUGUCAAGCUUGAACCCACCAUGCCUCUAAGGUCCUUCGGCCGCCCUGGGGUGUCCACGUCCGCCUGUGCCUGGGCUAGCCUCGGCUCCAGUUUGUUCGCGCUGGAUUCGGUGAAUCCGGGAGUUGCUUCGUUUGCAAAGUCAUCUGUUCGCCUUGGGCUUUCAUCGCCCGUCUUGGACUUCGUCAGACCGGGCUCCCUCAUGUCCCCACAAAGUCUUGGAGUCUUGGGGCCGUCCUUCCUGGCUUUCGGAAAGUCGCGCUUAGGUUCCCCUUCGUCGCUUUCGGACAUGGCAAGCCUCGGUGCACUUCUGCCACCACAGAGCCACAGCUGCCUGGGCCUGGUGCCUUCAACACCGGAUCUCGCGAGAUCAGAGCUGAACCUUUCGAUCCGGCAUGUGACGCGCCUGGGGCCGACCCCGGUGGCAUCUUCCAGGACAAGUCUUGGACUGCUCCUGUCGGCAUCGGACUUUCUGCACUUGGGACCUUCAUCGUCGCCCAGGAGUAUCGGAUACUUGGGAGCUGCGCUGCUGGCUUUGGAUCCCUUGCACUUGGGACCAAAUCCUUCGACAAGAUCCCCCACGCGACUUGGCAUCACUCCUUUCCUAUGCGGCAGCGGAUGGUCUGGCUCAAGUCUCUCUGUUCUUGACCUCCUGCACCCCGAUUUGUCUCCAUCCGCCCGGAGCUUCUGCAAACUUGAUCUGACACUUUCUGCCUUGGACCUUCUGAAGCCAGGCCUCUCCUCGUCCCCAAGGAGUGGGAUUUGCCUUGGCCUCUCGGUGACGGCUUCCGGUGUGGCUUGCGUUGAGCUGGCUGCUUUGGCGCUCGACUCUGCAUACUCGGGGCCUCCUCUCUCUGUCCAAAGCCUCGCUUGGCCGGGUACCCUUGCACUUGCUUUCAGAUCCGUGCAAUUGGCUUCAUUGACGCUGCCUCGAAGUCCCUGCUGCAUGGACGUUGCUCUGCUGGCAUCGGACUUCUUGCAUCCAGGACCCGCCCAGGACUAUCGUUGCCUGUUCUUGACUUCUUGGACCCUGGUGCUUCGUCGUCUUCAAGGCGCCACUGCGCCGGUGUCCGGACUAAGUCGAACUGGAAGUGUAUUCUCCCUUUCCGUGAUAGCGGCAGUACACUUCGGCUUGAGCUUACCGCCGCGCAGCUCCUCCCAAGUGGACCCCAUUCCGUUCGCACUCGACUUCUUGAAUCCGGGCGCCGGACGAUGCGGUGCUUUGCCUCUCGUUCUGGACUUCACGAACCCGUCCCUCGGCCAUGCUGAGCCUUUGUCAUCAGCCAUUAGCUUCGUCUGCCUCGAAGUGUUGUCGCUUGCUUUGGACUGUGUCGAUCCAGAUCCGGCCGUCUUUGUGCGCAGUUCUGUUUGCCUUGAGCUGCCCCUGUCAGUGUUGGACUUGCUGAAUCUUGGCAGUUUCUCGUCAACUCGAUCGCCCCUUCGCUUCGGCUUUACAAUGCCCCCUUGUGGACAGGCUUGCUCGGAUGUUUCACUGCCUUUGCCGGAGCACGUAAGUCCAGGCUUUCCGGCGGCUCUGCGAAGCUCUGGGCAACUCGGAGUCCUUUUGCUUGUCCUGGAUCCUCUCAGACCCGGGUUGGCCAUGCUUUUGAAGAGCUCCGCACACCUGGGCUCUUCCACGCCGCCCUCGGGCAUCGGACGAUCCGGCUUUCCUCUACCUGCUUCGGAUCUCGCCCAUCUCGAGCCCUUUUUGCCUGUCAGGUCCUCGGCCCAGGUGGACCCCUCACCGCUUGCAACGGACUUCCUCAACUUAGGGCCGUUGCUGCCAGCUCGAAGUGCGACUCGCUCCGGUUCAGCCAUGCUUGCACCGGAUCUCCUCACUCUUGGCUUCUUGCUGCUCCUACGCUGUCUCGCAUGUUUGGGUCCCAUCUUGUCGGCCUCGCAGAGAGGUGCUUUAGGCUCUUCGGCCUCUGUGCCAGACCCCCUUCAUCUUGGAUUCUCCUUUUCUUCGCGAUCCCUGGGCAGAUCUGAGCCGAUGUCGUCUCUCCCGGGGUGCACCCGUCUCGAAGUCUUUCUUCCUGUGUCGGAACAUGUGCUUCUAGGCUCCGUGCUGCUGCCACGGUCUACGUCGCACUUGGACAGCUGCCCUUCAGUGCUUGACCUCGCUCAGCCUGGCAGCUUGCUUCUGCCUCAGGGUCCCGGCCGGAUAGCUUCUGUUAUGUCAGUCACGGGAAGCUGCAGACCGGGGCUCAUGGCUUCGGUUCUGGAUCAUGCUUUCUUGGACGCUGCUCUGCCGCUCAGGAGCCUUUCCUGCCCGGGUGCCCUGCCUUUUGCCCUGGACUUUUCGAACACGGGCCCAAGCGUGCUGCUGCGAAGCUCCACACAAUCGGGCCCGUCUCCUUCGGUGCUGGACCCUCUUCGGACAGGAGUGUCUCCUUCGAUGCAAGAUCCCAUGCGUCUUGAGCUGCCGCCCCCAGUCCUGGGAUCGUCCCGGUGUGGCCCCGUGUUCCCGCUGCCAGUCACAAGCUUUGCGAGAUCCGAGAGUCCCCUCUUCGUGCGAAGCUCGGCCAAAGUGGAGUUUCCCUUGCUGGCACCUGAUUAUUUGAACCUCGGGUUUUUGCUGCCUCUCAGGUCGUUUGUCUUCGGAUUAGUGUGCCCUGGUCUUUCCACCUCGCUCUUAGACUGCGCGACUGCCGGGCCAUUGUUGUUGAUGCGCUCGUUUAGUCACUUGGGGCUACCUCUGUCUGCAUUGGACUCUUUGAGAAUGGGUCUGCUUCUGUCUCUGCGACAGCUUGCGCAACUGGGCAGCUUGUCGCUGGUGUCUGGUGCGGCCCGUCUCGAAGUCAGCACGUUGAUUCUAGAUUUUGCCGCGUUAGGCCUGGCAGUGCUUUUGCGGAGCUUUUCGCGAGCUGACAGCAACCUGCCAGCUUUGGACCUCCUCCAACUUGGCUUCUUCUCAUCUCCUCGAAUGCACAUGUGCUCGGGGUCGCCGUUCCCGGUCUCUGGUCGUGUUCAGAUGGCUCUGUCAUUGUUGGCUCCCGAUCGCGUCUUGACGGGUUCCGCGAUGUCUACUAGGCAGCUCGCUCGUUCGGGGCCCUUGGCUUUGGCUUCGGAUUCUGUGGAAACGGAUCCUUCAAUGUCCAUCAGGAAGGGCGGGACCUGCGCUGUUGAUCUUGGACUUUCUGAGUCCUGGCCUAUCCUUGCCUGUGCAAAGUUCUGCCACUGCAGGCUUCGCCCUGUUCGUGGUCGACCUUUUGCAUCUUGGCUUUUCCACCUCAUCGAGGUCACCGGCCAGACCAGGACUGCACUCGAUUCCACGCGAUUUGGGCCGUCGGUGCUCCUGCGGAGCUACCGUCGUGCAGGCCUGGCACUCCCAUUGUCAGGAGAAUGCAGGUCAGAGCUGUCUCUUCCAUUGCGAAGCGCCUGUCAUCUUGGAAGUGUGUCGUUGGCCCCGGACUCCCUUCACCUGGGUCCGACUGCGUCGCUUCGAGGCUUCGGUCACCUGGCAAUCUCUGCCUCGGUGCCGACUUGUGCCCGUUCCGGUUUCCUCUCGCCAACACUGGAUUUUACUCAAGUCGCGUCCUUGUCAUCACCGCAAAGUCCCGGCCGAUCGGGGUCGCCGUCGCCGGCUCCUGACCUUUUGAAGUCGGGCUUCGUGUUGCCUUCGCGCUCCUCUUGCCGACCAGGGCCCUUGGUGCUUUCGCCAGACAGUGGGCGCUCAGGGUUCAUCCUGCUGAUCUUGGAUCAUGUGCAUCCCGGCAGUGCAGCGUUUCCCAGAAGUUUCGCUUGGUCGGAGGCUUCGGCGUCAGUUUCAGACUUCCUGAGCUUGGGCAGCGCGCUGCUGGCUCGCUCUCUAACUCGCACGGGACCCGCCCUUUCGGCGACGGACUCUCUCCGCCUGGACUUGGCGACAUCUCUGCGCAGUUUUGCCUGCAUCGCACCCUUACCGCUGAUGUUUGGCUUCGGAAGCUCGGGCCUGAGUUUGUUGAUUUUGGAUGCCACCAGCCCAGAGAGCCCUUUGUCGACUCGGAGUCUCACCAAGUUGGAUGCGCUUUCGCCGAUCCCCGACUUUGCUCACAUGGGCCUGCUUCUGCCUGCUAGAGCCUGCGCGAGGCUUGGCUUUCCCCUAGCUACCUUGGACUGCUUGCAUCUUGACUUCUUGCUUCUGCUUCGAAGCCCCAGCCGCGUGGAUCCGGCCUCACCAGCCUCCGGCCGGCUGCAGCUUGGAUUCUUGAUGCCAGUCCCCGACAUGCUGCAUUUAGAAUUCACGGCGCUGCUCAGAAGCCCCACAUGUCUCGAGUCUGCCCCAUCUGUACUGGACCCCCUGCAUCCUGAUUCCUCAUGCUUGUCACAAAGUCUUGCUCACGCCGAGCCGGUAUUGCCAGUGAUGUCCCGUGCUCGUCCCGGUCUGAUGAUGACAUCGCCAGAUCCUGCCCAGCUUGACACUUUCAUUCCAGCUAGAGGCCUUACAUGUCCAGAGCUGUCUUUGUCUGCCCUGGACCUUUUGCAGCUCGAGUUCACCACGCUUGUGAGAGCUUUUGCGCGCUUCGGGCUUGCAUCGCUGCCGAGAAUGCUUGCACAGAUGGGGUUGUGCUCCUCCGCAUGCGGCCUUUCCCGACCAGCCCUGUCGCCCUUUGUGUCGGACUUUGCAGAGUCAGGUUCCUUCAUGCUGGCCCGAAGCCAUGCCCGAACGGGCUCUGCUCUGUUGAUCCUGGACUCUCUGGAACUUGGCUUCUUGCUUCUGCUCAGAUCUACAACCUGCUCUGGCCCACCCUUUCCGACUCCUGGCUUGACGUGGCCGGGCCUGUUCUUGCCGGUUCUGGACAGCAGCUUGUUCGGUCCGCCAAUUUCCGUGCAAUCUUCCUUCUGCCUCGGGUCAGCCUCCUUGGCAUCGGACAUGUUGCAUCUUGGCUUUUCCGCGCCACCGCGCAGUUUCGGAUGA